AUGAGAGUCUGUCUGCUUUUCUUGAUAAAUAACAGUUUUCUGCAAACUAAUAUAUUUUUUUGGUGUUGUAGGUUCAGUCGGCAAUGUGUUGUUGACAAAGACAAAAGGAAUCAAUGUAGAUACUGUCGAUUAAGAAAGUGCUUUAGAGCAGGAAUGAAAAAAGAAGCUGUGCAAAACGAACGUGAUAGAAUAAGCACCAGAAGAAGCACAUUUGAUGGCAGCAACAUCCCCUCCAUUAACACACUGGCACAAGCAGAAGUUCGGUCUCGCCAGAUCUCAGUCUCAAGCCCUGGUGUGAGCACUGACAUAAAUAUUAAGAAAAUUGCCAGUAUUGGUGAUGUCUGUGAAUCCAUGAAACAGCAGCUCUUAGUCUUGGUGGAAUGGGCUAAAUAUAUUCCUGCCUUUUGUGAGUUACCACUGGAUGAUCAGGUGGCACUGUUGAGAGCUCACGCAGGGGAACAUUUACUGCUUGGAGCUACAAAGAGAUCCAUGGUGUAUAAAGAUAUUUUGCUUUUGGGAAACAAUUACAUUAUUCACCGCAACAGCAGUGAAGUUGAGAUUAGCCGUGUGGCCAACCGGGUUCUAGACGAGCUGGUCCGACCAUUUCAAGAAAUUCAGAUUGAUGACAAUGAAUAUGCUUGUUUGAAGGCAAUUGUAUUUUUUGAUCCAGAUGCAAAAGGGCUAAGUGAUCCAGUAAAGAUUAAGAACAUGCGGUUCCAAGUGCAGCUGAGUUUGGAGGACUACAUCAACGACAGGCAGUACGACUCCCGGGGCAGGUUUGGGGAACUGCUUCUACUCCUGCCCACGCUGCAGAGCAUCACUUGGCAAAUGAUUGAGCAGAUACAAUUCAUUAAACUUUUUGGGAUGGUUAAAAUCGACAACUUACUUCAGGAGAUGUUACUGGGUGGUACUUCCAGUGAGGCUAACCAUCUCCAUCAUCCAAUGCACCCACAUUUAUCUCAAGAUCCAUUAACUGGACAAACUAUACUUUUGGGUCCAAUGUCAACACUGGUUCAUACAGACCAGAUCUCAACUCCAGAAACCCCACUUCCUUCCCCACCUCAAGGCUCUGGACAAGAACCGUACAAAAUAGCUGCAAAUCAAGCUUCAGUCAUUUCACACCAGCCUCUCUCCAAACAGAAGCAACUGUGAGAAUAUGUUUACUUCUGAACGGCACUGCAUAAAUGUGAAAAGUUGUUGGUCUUGAAAUAUCUCAGGAUAGCACUUUUGGCAAACUCUUAGCCAAGGCUUCUUCAUGGUGCUGUUAUAAGAUGGUAUCCUGUUUUCUUGUUUAUAUGCUCAUUUUGUUUGUUGUUGCUAUUGUUUAAAACCUUUAGAUGCAACCAAUGUAUAUCUGAGCUUCAAUACGUUUAUAUAGUAUAAACUUGUACUGUGCAUGAACCAGUUGAAUCUUAUGUACUACUUUCAUUUGUUGUCUUAUUAUUAAUUUAAAUCUGUAAAUAAUUGCUUAUGGUGAUGUGAUGCAGAGCUAAGUAUUCUUUUUUGACUGUGAACAGUAGAUCAGAAAUCCCAGAUUAAUAUUAAAUGAACCAAGUUUUUAAAUAAAUUUUAAACUUGCAAAUUCAAAAAAUAAAUCAGUCAG
This is a messenger RNA of Delphinapterus leucas (beluga whale), 1603 nucleotides long. The record is from RefSeq and is a predicted model, not a curated record. Lineage: Eukaryota; Metazoa; Chordata; Mammalia; Artiodactyla; Monodontidae.